Messenger RNA from Trichomonas vaginalis G3, 780 nucleotides. RefSeq names its product ribonuclease inhibitor domain-containing protein. The record is from RefSeq and is a predicted model, not a curated record. NCBI's taxonomy places the organism in Eukaryota, Parabasalia, Trichomonadida, Trichomonadidae. The coding region runs from base 1 to 780 and encodes 259 amino acids. The transcript has a single exon.
AUGUCGUGGUUAGAAAGGCGAAUUCAUAGUCUUCGGUCGACAGGAAAACUAAAUCUCCCAUCCGAAAAGGAUUUCAAUGCUCAGUUGCUCGCAGACAAGAAGUAUGUGGCCGAUGUCAAGCUUACAAAGUACCUUAAUCUCAGUCGCAUUCCAAUCACAACAUUUGAAGGAAUUCCAAAACUUCCAAAAUGCUUAGAACUUAUCGCUGAUAAUAUUUUACUUGAAUCUUUAAAGAACAUUUCUGCUUUUCCACAUUUAAGAAAAAUCUCGCUCAAGAAUUCAACAAACAUCAACAAGAAACAAUUAAACUUAUCAUUGGUUAUCGCUCUUCCUGAUUUAGUAUCUAUUAACGGUAAAAUUAUCCCAGAUUUAGUUAAAAAGAAAGCACAAAAGUAUCCUUCAUAUUCAGCACAGCUAAUUAACAAAGGCUGGAUUGCAGAAAUCCCAUGCCCAACAAGCGAAGAGCUGAAACAAAUUUGCGAACAAUAUGGCGUCGAAUAUCUUGAAGAUGAUGCUGAUUUAGAAGAGUCAGAAAAGGAGCAAGAAGCAGCAGAAAAUGAUCUUGAAUACGAUUUCGAGGAUACAAUUGCAUUCCUUCACAAAGCUCAUGAAGAUAUGCUUGUCCGUUCUCAAGCAAUCUUCGGCAUUGUCGGAGACGAAGAACCAUUUAAUACUCAACUCUCAGAACUCUUGGCAACUCAUGGAGUCAACAUUGAACCAUCAGAUUCAGAUGCUUUGAUACAUGUUGUUCAAACUCUUUGCGACUCUGCCACCCAGUAA